AUGUCGAUCUCACCGUCCAACAAACCGCCAUUCACGUCGAAAUUCCACUUGAGGCGCAUCGGAACGACCAGAGAGAACGUCUCGAAAGUCGAGACUUGCGUUUUGUGAGUUAUAAUGAUCUUGAAAGAUUUUUUUGAUGAAUAAUUAGAGCGCUUGUGUUGUUUUUAUCAUUAUGGAGAAUUGACUUUUUCUUAAAUCUAUUUUUGUGACUCUUAGAAAAUAAAUAAUCUCUUUUUUUAAAAUCAGAAUCACCAUAUGAUUAUUCAAGUUGAGAUGUUUUUCCCUUUUUUUGUCUAUUUUUUUAUAAUAAAAUAGGACGAAAAUUGAAUUUUUUUCCUGUUUUUCUACAACAAAAAAAUUGACAAAAUUGCAGUUUUUUUCUCUGUUCCUAUUGAUUCUUCGGAGAAAAAAAUAUAGUUUUAGAAACGUGAUUUUUUUCACUGUUCGACCAUUUUUUUCGUACUUUUUUUAUAACAAAAUUUGACGAAAAAUUGAAGUUUUUUUCUUGUUUCAUUAAUUCUUUAGAGAAAAAAAUACAGAGUUUGAAAAUCGUGGAUUUCUGGUUUUUUUGUUGUAGUUUUUCUACAAUUCGAAAAAAAUUUUUUCUUUGUUUCCAACACAAAAUCACGAACUUUUGACUAUUUCUUCCCGUUUUAUCGAAUUUUACAAUGAAAUUCCAGAGUAUGAGAAAAAUAUUUUGUGAUUUUCUAUUUUUUUUUGUCACAAAAAUUAUGGAAUUUUGAGGAUUUUCCCUUUUUUUUAAAUUUGAGAAUACCUUUUCAGCAUCUUUUUUGGGAGUUAGAAGUUUUUUUUUCAUGAUUUUGGAUUUUUUCGAAAAAAACUAUCACUUUUUGAAAAUAUUUUUUCAAUGCACCAAUGGAACAUUUUCAGGCUAAGCUACUACACGAAAUUCGGCCGAAACCCGGAAAAAUGCGACGUCGUACUGACAUCGGCCAAUACAAGGUCUGAAAUGAAAAAAGGAUAAUAUGCGAAAAAAAAAUGAAAAUUCUCAUGGUGUUUUUUUUUGAGGCUAGGGAUUUAGAAAACAGAUUUUUUUUUGCGGGAAAAAAAAAAAUCAUUUUCAAAGAAAUUGGAAACCCUUGAGGAAUAACUAGGGCCAGGCCUCGAAAUUCCCCCUAUAGGGGUCACUGAAGCUUGCCAAAGGGGCUAUUUUAGGGAUUUUAGUCAGUGGCCACUCUAGGGGAGCAUGCUAGUGGCCUGUGCGUCUUUUAAUUUAAAAAUCAGAAUUUAAACAAUUUUUGUAAGAUCACUGUAGGGACCACUUGAACUUUAAGGGCUCUGUGGUCAGAUUUGAACUCCUAUAGGGUCCACCUAAAUUUCAGCCCUGUAGGGACCACUAUCUUGUCCACUAUAGGUGCGUUUUCUUUAAUUUAAACGAAACUUGUUUAAAUUGGAUACUAGGAACAUUUCUAGUGGCCUCUUUAGGGUUUUGAAAUUUUAGUGGUCACUAUAGCAGUCGAACUAGUGGCCACUUAAGGGGCAAAAAAUGUAGAAUCCAAUUUAGAAGCCCAAGUGGUGCAAUUAGACCACUUGAAGUUUUAGAGGCCACUUUAGGGAUAACCAUAACUGCUCGGGAAAAGUCGGAAAAAUGGAUAAUGGCAGCAAAAAUGCUCAAACAAGGCUGUACAAAGGGCCCUAAAAAGAGAGAAAAGAUUCUCUUUACCGAGCCUGCCAGUUUUUUGUGUGAUUUUGAAGUCUCAAAAAUGGUGGAAAAAGGAAAAGUCAGCAAAAUUGGUGCAUAAAAGCCGAUGAAAUGACUCAAAAAGGCAGCAAAAGAGGAGCCUUUCUCACCCUAAAAGGAACAUUUCUAUGGAGCCUUUUUCAUCCUUUUGACUUUGCCUAUGUGCUCCAAUCAUCUUUUCUCGCAAUUAUUAAGAUUUCUAUGCAAAAUUUUCAAACCCCUCUUUUUUUUUUCGAAGCGCCCGACACACAUAUAAUCUUUGUCCCCGUUUUCCGAAAACACCUAUAAAGAAAAGGAAAAGGUAGACUUUGCGUGAGUUGUAGCCGUAGAAACGCCUUGGCAACGGCCGUGUUGAUAAUUGUUUUGAAAAAAGUAAUGUCCAAUUUAUUUUUGGAUUCAUUCGACAUGUCACGAGAUAGCCUACGGUAGAGGUAAUGAGUGUGACAAAGGAAAAAAAAGCGAUUUCCCGCUUAUUUCCCCUUGGCAUGAAAUGGACAUUUUGCACGAUUACUGUGGUCAUUUUGAGCUUUUGGUGCUUAGAACUUCACAAAAAUUGAACAGAGUUGAUUUUUCAUUCAAAAAAAGUAGUUAUUUCUACGCUUUUACUGUUUAGAACGUCAUUAAAAUUGAUGCAAAUCAAGUUUUUCAUUCAAAAAGAUAGUCAUUUUUUUGAGCUUUUUGGAUCACUAAAAUUAUAAUAAAUAUAUUUUUUUAUUCAAAAAGAAGGGCAAAAAAAGGUCAUAAAAAUUUUUUAGUGUUCAAAUAACCACUAUAACGGCUCAUCGUGGCGAUACGAUUUUUUUGAAAUCAGUCAAUGCUCCUUUAAAGUUUUUUUAUCAAAAAAAUUUUUGGAACAUUUUUAUCGAAUUUGAAAAUUAAGAUUUAAUAGAAGAAUUGUUUGAUUUAAAAAAAGGCCCAUUUUUUUAUAGCUCAUGUAGGAUUAUUCGAUUUUUCAUGGGCCUUUUUUUCGAAAUUUUAAUGAUUAAAUAAGUGUUUCAAAAAAACGUCAGCUUUCAAUUUUCAAUUUUAGGCGAUCUAAUUUUGAGAAAAGCUCAAAAAUGCCUCAUUUGCCACGACUUGAACUUUUCUGACUUCUCUGCGCUCUCUUUUCUCUCGUUCUCAUAUGCUAUUUCCACGCUGGAGAGAAAGAAAGAGACGCAGACAGGUCAGACUGUUUCAAGGCGGAAGAAAUGAAGUAUAUAGCUAAUUCACGUCUGGAGCCAUCGCAAAAAGGGUCCUGACACGAUAGGAAAAGAAAUAGUGCCUGGUUAAUGGAGAGCGCAGACAGGCCACGCCCCUUAGCGUUCCAAGCUAGCCGUGAAUCGGCUAUAGAAACGUAGAAAUACAUUUCUACCUUGAAAUUUUCAGAAAAAGACUUUAUAUCCAAUUUUUUUUUGAUUUUUCAAAAUUUUAUGGAAGCUAAAAAAGAACUUAUCAAUUAAUGAAUUUUUUCAAGUUCCAGCCAAUCGUCCAACAUGAUUUCCCGGGACCACGCCGAGAUUUUGGGUCGUCGCGACGCCAACGGAUUCAUCGAGGGCUACACGAUCCACGAUUAUUCCCUCAAUGGAACCUAUGUCAAUGACUACAGGGUGAAAAAUUGACAAUCAGAAAUGAAAAAGAACUGAACGGUUUCAGCUCCAGCUGUGCAAAAACGGCGCCGCCUACGAGCUGAAAGAAGGCGACGUCGUCAAGUUCGGCCACAUGAAUGGGGCGGCUGUGAGGCCCGGCCAGGAAGCGCCCCAGGUAAUGAAGAAAACAGUUUUAUCAGGAAAUUUAAGGAAGAAACGGAAUUUUUGAGGGAAAAAUGAGACUUUCUAGGAAAAAAGGGAAAUUUUUUGGGAAAAAAUAACGAUUUCGAGGAAAAAAAAGGAGACUUUCUACGAGAAAAGGUGACUUUUUAAGGUAAAAUGAAGAUUUUCAAAGUUAAAUGAAGCCUCUAGAGGUAAAAUGAAGCUUUUAAAGGUAAGAUGAAGCAUUUUGAGGUAACAUGAAGCUUUUAAGGGAAAUUGAAGUUUUUCAAGGUGAAAUGCAGCAUUUUUGAGGUAAAAAGAAGCUUUCUAAGGUAAAAUGAAGCAUUUCAAGGUUGAAUGAAGCUUCUUAAGGUAAACUGAAGCUUUUUAAAGGAGAAAUGGAGCAUUUUAAAGUAAAAUGAAACUUUUUAAAGGCUAAAUGAAGCUUUUUUAUGGUAAAGGGAUACUUUUUGAAUGAAAAAAAAUAAGAAUAAAAAAAAUGGAAAAUUUUUUUAUGGCUUUCCUGGACUUAUUUUAAAGACCAGCUGAGAAAUUGAAAUUUGAAAAAGCUUUUGGAAAACUCAAGGUGUCAGUUUUUAAUAGAAACGGUUUUUUCAACCUUUUUUGCCCAGUUGAACAAUUUGAUAAAUUAAAAUAAAUUAUGAGGUUUUUUUUAUGAAGGAAUGGAUGAUUUGAAAACUUUCGGAAGGGUAAAAAAAAAGUUUUGAAAAAAAAGGUUUUGUAUAGCCCAGGGCCGAUGUUUGAGCUUCGAAAAAAGGAAAAAUGUAUGUCCUAAAGAAAUGAGAUUCAAUGAGAGUUUUUGUUGUUGGCCGGUUGUACUUUUGAUGAAUCUUAGCUGAAAUAUAGUUUAUGUUCAGAAAAAUGUUUUGACGAUCCAAAAAGCGUUUUUUUUUUGUGAAUUUUCGUUGAUUCUGCAAGUUUUAAAGCGUCAUAAUUCAAAAAGCAAUCAAUUUUCGUAGGUUUUUUUCCCCUUAAACUGUGCCGGAUUGACCUAAUUGUCCCAAGCUUCGAAGCUUGGGUUCAGCUUUUUUUUAUUAAACUGGGCUAGAGGGGCCUAAAUGUCCCAAGCUCUGAAAAUUACGGUUAAACUUUGUUUUAAAGACGGCCGGAGAGACAUAAAUGUCCCAAGUCUUGUUUCUCAUCGUCAAAGUUGUUUUCGAAACUUGGCCCGAGCGUCCUAAAUGCCCCAUGAUUUAAAUUGCAAGGUCAAGAUAUUUUUUUUAAGGUUGAGCCGGAUAGAAAUAAAUGUUCAAAGUCUUGAAUUUCAAAGUCAAGGUUUUUGUAAAACUUGGCCGCAGGGCCGGAGGUGCACCAAGUUUUGAAAGAAAGAGGAAAAAUCUUUCAUUAUCUGGAAAGAGAAUCUUUUUGAGCUCCUAAAAAAAGAGAAAAUUUUCAGGCGUUCGCCGAGUUCUCGUUCAUCGUCGAAAAAGCCGACCCGACGUUGCCCUACCUGGCCUUCACGGAUCAGCAUCAGCGGUACAGGGCCUUGUCGUGCCGCGGCGACACCUUCGCCUUCAAGGAACUCGAGCCCGAAGAGCGAUAUAAAUGGGUAAGGGACCCCGUUGCAGGACCAUAUGGGAAAAUUUUAAAAAAAAAUUGGGUUUUCCAAGAAAACUAGACUUUUCCUCGAGUAAAAUGAUCCUUCUUCGUCAAUUUAUGGUUGGGUUUGAAGCUAGAAACGGGAUUUUUCAAAGUGAAUAGAACCGUGAGAAGAUUUAUUAGCCCUUUAGUGACCGCUCAAGCUGUAGGAUGGGAGCUCUUCAUUGACCACUCAAGCUUUAGAAUGGGAGCCCUUCAGUGACCACUCAAACUCUAGAAUGGAGCUCUUUAGUGACCACUCAAGCUCUAGAAUGGGAGCCCUUUAGUAACCACUCAAGUUCUAGAGAGUGAGCCCUUUAGUGACCACUAAUGCUCUAGGUUGGAUACCCUUCAGUGACCGCACAAGCUGAAGGAUGGGAGCCCUUUAGUGACCACUCAAGCACUAGAGAGUGAGCCCUUUAGUGACCACUCAAGCACUAGAGAGUGAGCCCCUUAGUGACCACUCAAGCUCUAGAGAGUGAGUCCUUCAGUGACCACUCAAGCUCUAUAGAGAGGGAGCCUUUCAGUGACCACUCAAGCUUGAGAAUGGCAGCCCUCUAGUGACAACUCAAGCUCUAGAGAGUGAGCUCUUGAGUGACCACUCAAGCUCUAGAGAGUGAGCCCUUUAGUGAUCACUCAAGCUUCAGAAUGGGAGCCCUUCAGUGACCACUCAAGCUUUAGAAUGGGAGCCUUUCAGUGACCACUCGAGUUCUAGAAGGGAGCCCUUUAGUGAACGCUCAAGCUGUAGGAUGGGAGCCUUUCAGUGACCACUCGAGUUCUAGAAGGGAGCCCUUUAGUGAACGCUCAAGCUGUAGGAUGGGAGCCUUUCAGUGACCACUCGAGUUCUAGAAGGGAGCCCUUUAGUGAACGCUCAAGCUGUAGGAUGGGAGCCUUUCAGUGACCACUCGAGUUCUAGAAGGGAGCCCUUUAGUGAACGCUCAAGCUGUAGGAUGGGAGCCCUUUAGUAACCACUCAAGCUCUAGGAUAGUGAAAAUUUUGUAGUCAAAAAGAUGGAAUGACAAUUUCCGGACCUUUUUUCGAAGGCUUUUUUAAUAUAGCUUUGAGUGACUUUCCCGUAUGAUCAAGUCAUAUGAAUUUGAACUUCAUCUGUUAUUUUAGUUUUUAAAAAGCUGGAAAUGUUUUCUCAAUCUUAAAAGGUGAAAGGAAAAUUUUUUUCCAAAAGAAGACCAAUUUUUGAAUUUAAUACCACGCAAAAAAGUGAGUCAUAUUUGUAAAUUUUAAUCUUCUGUUUUAGAAGGCAGCUGCCUUAUUUCCACUCAAAUUACCUUGCAAGCAAUUUUUCCGCUUCACAAGCUUUCAAUGGGUUUCUUACCUACUCAAAAUCAGGAGGAUUACAAUUUUCUCGCUUGAAAAAGCAGCUGCCAAUUUUUCCGCCAAUUAGAUUUUUGAAAAAUAUGUUUUCUUCGCAAAAUCUUAGCAUUUUAGGCAUUACUCACCUUAAAAUUUUGAUUUACUGCUUUUCCCAUGCCAACCAAAACAAGGAAGUUUUUUUUUUCUGGCUGGAAAUGAAUCAUUUUGGCGUAUCCUCCAUGUUUCAGUUACGUGGAUGUUUGAAAAUGCAGGAGAUUAAGAAUUUAUUUUUUUCUUUCAUGUUCUUGCAUUAGGGCCUAAUCCGUUUUGGGAACGCCCUGAUGUAUGACGAUUUUUCGAAAGUUUUAAAAAAUUUUCUAGCUUUCAGUUUUUUUUCUCUCUUCAAAUCGCCAUUAAAAAACGAUCCCAUUUUUCGAAAAAAGAAGGAAAAUAUUUUUACAUUUUCACCCCGUUCCCAAUAUGACAAUAAUAGGCCUGCGAAAGUUUUGAUCAAAAUGUUCCCACGAAAUUUUGAAAUCUCAUGACCGAAGGAAUAACAUUUUGAAGAAGAAUCGCUAAAAAUAUUGUUCCUAAAAAAUACGGAAAGUGGAAGGAGUUAACAGAUCUUUGGGAAAAAUGCGUGGGAAAAAUUACGUCCAGAAAUUGAACGAGAAUUCUACUGGAGAAGGGCUUUUGGUGUUGCGAAAUUUCGUUGAUAUAUGGCUAGACGCGUUGUGUCUGCGAAGCGGUUCUAAAAAGGAUAUCUUUGAGUUCAUCCUAAAUUGAACCGCUGCGCGACCGCGACGCGCUCAGUCAUUCUAAGUGCGACCAGUGGGUCUGAAUAAGUGGUGAUCGAGGUAUAUCGAACUAUGGAAAAAGUCGGCAUGACGUUAAACAUUCUGACUGUCUGCGCUCUCAAAUCUCUCACCGGCAAGGUCCGAGAGAAACGAAAAAGCAUACAAAAGCAGGAGAGACUCCGAGAAAAGAGAGGACAGAAAAAAAUAUUUUUUUUAUCAUAGUGUUUUAUCACUAUACUCUCAUCGUCAGGAGUUGAAACUGUCUGACCUGUCUGCGCCCUCCGAUCCCUCACCAGCAGGGUCAUAGCAACACGAAAAGAACACAUAAUAAAGAGAGCCUAGAUACAUUAUUUCAAAGUCUUGUGGUUCAAAGUAUAGUUUGAAUAGACUUUUCUCAUGAAGAUUGGAUCAGUCUGACCUGUCUGCGCACUCCAAUCCCUCACCAGCAGGGUCAUAGCAACACGAAAAGAACACAUAAUAAAGAGAGCCUGAAUACAUCAUUUCAAAGUCUUAUGGUUCAAAGUAUGGUUUGACUAUACUUUUCUCAUAAUGACUAGAACAGUCUGACCCCUCUGUUCUCUCUAAUCUCUCACCAGCAACGUCAGAGAAAAACAAGAAGAGCACAUAAACACGAGAGAGCCCAGAAAAUUUUGACCUGUCCAAGUCGUGUACUGUAUAAUUCGCGUCGAUUGGUCUGAAAUGACUACGGUUUAUUUGGUUAAUUAUCAAGCGAUCACGGGCCAAUGCCUGUGUACAAAAAGAAAAGAAUGACGUGCAGAAAAGCGAGAGAAACCUGAAAGUUUGGGGCCGACCGAUUGGACAGUUCCAACUUGUUAUCAGCUAUCAUUUUUCUCCAUUGGCUUGCCUGUUUACGUGAAUAUCGAUGCCGCGUUUUCUUCUCCUCUUUCUUCGUCUUUUUUGGUUCUUCUGCCGUUCAUUGGUCGUUAUUUUUUGUCUUCCAUUGCUUCUUUUUUCUUUUUUACGAGAGAUCCAUCAUUUUCAUUGAGAAUUGUAGAAAAGGGGACGUAAUUUUGGGGUUGGAUUUUGAUUUACCUAGGGUUUCUUGAGAUUUUGAAUUUAUUGGGAGAGGAAUAAUAAUUUCAUGUUGAAAAUGAGUGAUGAAUUAAUUUAUAAAGGGAAAAUUGAGAGGUUUAAGAAUUAAAAGACGCUUUUUAUGCGGUUUUUUCAUUAUAAAGCUCCACAGUUUAUACCCUAUACUUCGAAAAUGGUAGAUUUUCGAAGAAAAAAAAUAUUUUUCUCAAGUUUCAGAUUGACUUUGGCUCAAAUUAUUCAAUAAUUUAGUUUUUGAGAUCUAAUUUGACGCUUUUUUCAUUGUAGAAAAUCCAAUUUUCGUCUCAGCCGAUUUUUUUCCCAACCAAAGUUUCAAGAGAACAAAUUGUAUGUUUUUUUCUUAUUUUUGAGCCUUUUUAAUCUACUCGAUCCUUUUUUCUCGGAAAAUUUCCAAAAAAGCUUUCCUGGGAAUGAGAAUUUUUGGCGGGAUUCGGAUCAUUUGGCUGAUUUUGUGGAAUUUUUGGCUUUUCUGUCGGAUUUUUUCGUUUUGCAAGGUGUUUGGAAUUCACCAGCUUCUAUAGUUCAUAUUUUAUUGGCUUGAAAUGGUUUUGAUGCGAUUAGUAAGAUAGUGUGGAUAGGUAGGAGGUUCAGACGUCUCUGUAGGAUUUUUGAAUUAAAUCGUCUAUUUUUUGUCAUUUUUUGAAGUCUGCUGUACAAAAGUUGUUCUGCUUUGGGUUUUUAAAAGUUAAAAUGGCUUUUUGAAAAAGGAAAUGCGAAAAGACCCAAAAAAGUCAUUUUCAAGCCUUCUCAGUUUUUUUUUUGAGUUCUCAGAUCUUCGAUAUACGUCUGAAUAUUUCCAAGAACCUCCAUUUCUGUUUAUUCUCGCGAUAUUCUUCUUCCGCUUAAAACUGAACUUUUGAAGUUCUUCUCUUCAAAAAUAUCAGUUUGCGAUAAUGUGCAUUUGGAAGUCCAAAGAGUAUCUUGGCAAGUUUUCAGAAUCUCUCCCUGUCACGUUUUUUCCUAGGAUCUCCAUCUCUCGUUCUCUCGACCCCGAUUUGUACUCGUAAAAGAGAUUCAAAAUAGAGCGAUGCAGAUUUGUCGGCAACUCUUCUUUGACUUUAGCAACGGGGAAGGAAGGGGGAAGCUGCGUGUUGCCAAGGUGAAAUGGACGGAGAUGGAGAGUGUCGGUGUGAUAGACAUGGCUGAUAUCACGAGGCAGAAACAACCCCCCUCCACGACGACGACACUGUGUUGCUGCUGCUGCUGCAACAGACAGGGGCGGCGGAAAAAGAAAGGAGGCGUGCUAGUAGAGAUUUUUUUGCUCUCCUUUUUCUCACCUCUUCAUAAUCCCUCCCCCUUUGGCGUGAUUGUGUGUGUUCGGCUCUCUGGCUCCGGCUCCAGCUUCUGAUGUGGCCUGUUUUCAAGGGCUUCGACACUUUGGUGCGUUCUUUUUAGAUGAGUCUUUGGGUCAGAUUAUCCGUGGAGCACGCUACCAUGUUGUCAUUGCGCUCUCUUAUUUUUUUCUCUUCAAACUUUGGGUCAGAAGACUUACUAGAAGCUUGACUUUUUUAUGAUCGAAGUUUCGGUCAGAUUAUCCGUGAAGCGCGGAUACUUGAACUCUGGUCGAAUAACGAGAAACUUGGCUUGAACUCUGGUCAGAUUUCUGUACUUUUGGUUGAAUCCCGCUCUUCGCUUGCUCUUCCUUGGGUAGAUGAAUGAUUUCAUUAACUUUGGGAUCUUUACUUUAUUUUUGGUCCGAGUAUUUUUGGAGCGCAAUCCUUGAUGAUCAUGAUUCGAAUUCUCCUGACUUCUUCUGGCUAUCUGCUUUUUUUUUUACCAUUGUCGUCAUAAUUCCUAUAUUCAAAUUCGAGGCAAUUGAUCCGUUGACCGGCUUGUUAUGUAGUUUUUUGAUAGUUGGGUUAUUUUUUAUUCUGAAUAAUUAUGGGCUUUGGUUCAAGAGUGACUUAGAGAGGUGUCAUAGCUUUGAUUUGGAUAUUCUCAGUUUUUUGUUUGUCUUGUGAUUCGCUUCAAGUAUGGAUCUUACUCUACGGCGAUUAUCUUUGGUUCGAAAAUGUUGGUUGCCUGACUUUGAAUUUUUAUAGUUUAUCUAUGUAUUCUCGGGCAUUGGUAACGCGGAACGGACUUGUCGGGACAUUUCUAGUGACCACUUUAGUAGCGUCAAAACUCUUAAGUGGUCCUUAGACUUGCUCAGAACAAUCCGGUUUUCAUCACCGAGGUCCGAGCUACCAGACACCAGAUUUAAGUUAUCAGUGAAGCGCACUUCAAGUUUGUCAUUUUGCUGCUUUUUAGCUUCUCUUUUCCCUCUGGUUGAUGAUAAAUCAAUUGUUCUCGAUUUUGGCACUGAUCCCGAGUUUUCGCGAUUUUUUCGUGCAAAGCUUUUGGCGUCAUUACGAAUCCGGAAAAGUCAAUUAGGCCGAUUCAAAACAAGGUUUUGAAAUCAGUACAGGUGCAAAAGGAAAUCCAGACGUUUCAUUGCAAACAAAUGGCAACGCGCCAUUAAACAUAAUGGGGCUGUAAACAGUUUGAAUUUCGAACUGUGGUCGGAUGAUCGGUGGAGCGCGAAUGCUGCCCGUUUUUUUCAUUAGUUUGAGAGCGUUUGUAGUGUUUAGUGAUGUUAUCCGUGGAGCUGGUUUAAGAGUAUUAAAAAAGUUUUUGGAUAUUUCGCGCUCUUUUUUGGAUUCGAAAAGCAUUUUCAAACAUUAUAAUGUGACAAGAGAGAUUAUAGAAUCACAUGAUCUAAUUUCGACGAUUUUUCUCCUUAACGAUCAAAAAAAAAGAAGAUAAAAAUGUUAUCUCCAUUCCCUAUUGUGACACCUUAUCAAUUGGUGUAGUCUUCCAUGAUCCUCUUGUUUUUUUUUUGAUUUUGAUUUUAGGGCGUUUUUUCUCAUUUUAGUUCUUUUCUCAGUUUCAUUCAGUGUUCAAAUUCGGAAUUAAUGUUAAAUAUACCGAUAUGUUAGAGAAUUGCAAAAGGAAAUUUUUUGGCUCCCAUUGUUCCUCUGCACCCUCUUGUUAUGAAAUGCUAUUUUGAUGCUUUUUUGACCUCUUCGGUGAGGUAGAAGAGGGCGCAGACAGGUCAGAAUGUUUGUGGCGAACAGAAUACUAGAUACAAAUUUUUCUUGCGGGACUCUCGGCAUGUAAUUUUUCCAUAAACUUCAUGCAUUAUCGAGGUUUUUAAGCUUAGAUUUUCCCCUUCAAGUCAACCUUUUCCAAUUCUUCUAUCAUUCCAGGUCGACGGAAAAGAGCCGCCGGUUACCUUGAUCAAGAAGAAAAGUAGCAUCGUGCCGGGCUUGCCGAAAGAAUCCCCGAACAUGCCCGUUUCGGCCCCGCAGCAACGCGAUUUCCGCGACGCCUAUCGGAUGGUUCGUCUUGAUUUGAACGGAAGGAGGAUUUUUGUUGAAAUUGUUCAUUUUUCAAGGAGUGGAGUUAUUAUCUAUUUUGAUCAUUUAGUCGACUAGGAAGUUGCUUUGAAUCCGUUCCAUUUGAAGGUUUUUAAAAAAAUUGUUAGGGAAGGGCUUAAUCUGUGAUUGUAGGAAAAGGCAAAACCCUAAUUUAUUUUUCACAGCGAUGAGCUUUUAGGAACUUGAAGACAAGGGCAAUAAAAAUCAUUUUUAGCCCAAAUAUGUAAAAGAAAACACUUUAGCGGAUCCUUGAAGCUCUGCAUUCGUAAGAAAUCCAACUUUCAGGCUACACAGCUAGCCGCGGCGAGCAUGGCCACCGAUGCGAGGUUCGCGUCGGCCCUGGCCGCCGUAUCCGCCGCCCCUCAUGCCCUGGCGACGACGUCGCCGUCAGCGACGCCUGCAGUCGCCCAGCCCUCGGCGAUCGUAUCCAUGCCCCAGCCGCAGAUCCCUCAUUCCUCGGUCGCCACCGACUACAGCGCCAUGUGGCUCAAUACUUACUGCGGAGUCAAUUUCCUUUCGGUGAGCAAGAAAGCCAUUCCAAAUGCAGCUAUGAUAUCUAAUUCCGGCUGACUUGAGGCAUUGGGCGGUAAGGAGAGGGUUUAGACGUUUUUCAAAAUAGCGGCGAAGUAAAUAUUACUGUAAGAAGAAGCCAUUUCAAAUGCGGCUUGGUCAGAAAAACUGAAAAAUUCGCUUCCGGCUCAUUUGAGAUAUUGUGAGAAAAGAAGAGGGCUUAGCCAUUUCUGUGGUUUUUUUUUCAAGCGAGCGGUGAAUGGAGAAUUCCUGUGAGAAGGGAAGAACUCUUGCCCAACCGGGUCAGCCAUUCCAAAUGCGGCUUCGAGCUGCCUGAUUGGUCAGAGAUGACUCAUGACCCAUUUUUGGAUUGCUCAAGUCAUUAUUCGAAGAAAAGAGAGUUUAAACGUCUCUCAAGUUGCUAAUGAAUGAAAUCUUUCUGUAAGAUGAUAGGAGUCUUGUCGAGACAGCCAUUCCAAAUGCGGCCUGAAAAUUGAAGACAUUACGCGAAAAGAAGAGGGCUUAGACGUCUCUGUCGUUUCCAAAGAGAGCCGUGAAUCUACUAUGACUUUUUAAAAGACAAAUCAGCUUGGUUGAUGGUAGGUCACAUUUGGAAUGGCUCACCAUAUCUUUCCUGAAAUAUAGAGUUCAAAUUUAGCUCCACAGAUCACUUGAAAACCUUGUCCAAAGAUGCAUCCAUGAUCAGUUUCCCAGACCAACUAGGGACCCUUUCGACUGUCUUUUCUUUAAAAAAACUUCAUACUGCGAAUUUAUCGUUCUCCCGAGCUGAUAGUAAACAACUUUAAUUGGAAGAUAAUUUCGAAAACUCGUGAUUCUCAACUUUCAAUUAGUUUCCCAUGAUAAUUGGAAACGGUUCUUAUCUCUAAAUCAUGUGAUACUCUUCUAAUUAGUUUCCCAGGCUAAUUAGAAACGAUUUUUAUCAGGAAUUGAUGAUUUUAUACUUUUCGAAUGGGUUUCCCAGGCUUAUUAGGCCUGUUUUUCAUAUCAAUUAGAGGUUUCAUACCUGAAAAGCUCAUAAACUUUUCAGGGACAUGAAAAUCGAAAGUUAUUUUUCAUAGGUACAGAAAUUGAGCUUCAACUAGGCUGAAAAUUGUCGAAAUUUUUCAGUCAUCUAAAUCAAACAUACGCGGAGUGUCAGUGCAUUUAUAGUGGUCACUUUAGUAGCGUCAGAACUCUCAAGUGAUCCCUAAAAUUUCGCAGAAACGCACGUCUGUUAUGCGUUACCAAUCUGGGAAAAUAUUAGUGGCCACUAUAGGAUUUUGACGGUUAAGUGGCCACUAAGGUAGUCAAUUUAGUGGCCACUUAAAUUGUUAAAAAUUAGUGGCCACUAUAGAGGUCUAAGUGCUACAACUGGACCUCUAAAAUUUCUAAUGGCCACUUCAGUGUCCUCUCCAAGUAGUCUUUGGCGAGCCUCUAUAGUGGCCACUAAAAAUUUUUCCAGAUCUCCGAGUUUUAAUCCGUGUGCGAUAGAGCGCACUAGCCAGAGUUGUGUGUAGAUCGAUCUUUCCUUAGAAUGAAUUUUAGUUGAGUGCCAGAGUUUCUUGGUAGAGAAAACUUUGGAAAAGGAAAAGGGGACACGGAAGUAAAAAUUUAUUUUUAUUAGGCAACUCUGGACAGAAUAUUCUCAUUUUUCAGCAGCAGCAACAGCAAGCGAGCAACCAGAAUUUCCUCCAGCAGCUGGCGUUCCUUCAGCAUCAUCAGCAGCAGCAAGGCCGUUCUCAAAUCAAUCAGCAGCUUCUGCAAGCGGUUCUGAACCCACAUGUGCCUACGACAGUGCCCACGACCUUGUUGCAUCAGCAAAUGCAGAAGUUCCAGGUAGAGAUAAUGACGUCAUGAAAAAAGAGAACGAUUUUAUUUGAAGAAUUAUAACAUCUAGUGGUCACUUAAGAGACUCCUCAAAGGUCUACUUGUAUAGGAGACUGAUGUAGGAACUGAAACCAUCGCUAUAGAAGCCUCUAGUACGCCUCUUAGGGCCCACUAUAGUGGUCCUCUUUUUGGUAGCCACUUGACUACUAUAGUAGCCACUAAAAAAAUAUCAGGAAACUCGGAGAAGGAAAUAUUACUAGGAGAGCUUCUAGUGGUCACUUAAGAAUUUCCUCAAGUGGGGAGGACACUAAAGUGGCCACUGAGACCCAUUUUAUAGGAGCCACUAUUCCGCCUCUUAGUGGCCACUAUAGCAUUGUUCAGAGAUCUAGUUAUACCACUAAGGCUGCUAAAGAGGCCACUUGAGUGGUCAAUAGCUCGACCACUAUAAUGGCCACUAAACCCUAAAUUGGCCACUUGAACUUUUCUCGGUAUUGUCAAGUUAUGACGCUUUAAAAUCCACAAAACACACAAAUUCGGAAGAAAAUAAAACUUUUGAAGCUUUUGAAGAGUCUAGAGGGCCAAAGUUACCCAAAAAAUAGCUAAUUUCCAUCGAAUGAUCUAUUGGAGAACAGGAGAAGAACUCGGGAAAAUAACAAUAAAAAAUGAAAAAGCCCUUUUCCAGAACAAUCCGCUGCUGGUUUCGCUUCUGCCCACACUGACCCCCGAGCAAAUCAUGCAGCUCCAAGCCGGCAUGCGACCCGCCGGAAUGGCUCAUCCUCCCGUCCAGAACCAGAACGCCAUGCCGUUCAACGCCCCAAUGAAUCCUAACGUGCCCGGAGCCGCAGGCGCUGCCCCCGAAAUGCAGCAGGUGCUGAAAAGAGCGCGAAUUUGACAUUUCUGGGCUUUUUCGCAGUAGAGCGCACAUGUGCCUGAUUUUUUGAAUUUUUAUUGUAGAAAUUUUUUUUUCGAAUAUUCAAUUUUUCUUAUUGAAUAUCAAUCCAACACCGGGUAAUUUUUGAUUUUUUUGAAAAAAAGCAGAAAAAAAGAAACAAUUUAUAUUUUAUUUAUGACCUUUGAAAAAAAGCAAAAAAAGAGUGCUGGUGAUAAUAUCUUCUGGUUUCAGCCGCUAGUCGUGGUCAAGCAGGAGCCGGUUCAGUCGCCGCCGAUGGAGUGCGACAGCUCCGUUCCAAGCCCUCCCAAAGCGAACGCAGCCCCUGUGGUCAACACUGCCGAUAUCGUCAAAAGAGGUCUGACCGACUUCAGAUGGAUCAGAAGACGUCGAAGACUUUCAGAGGUGCAAUCGGAAGAAGGCGGCAGUCCCCGAGAAUCGCCUCAUCGAGCCCCGGCCCCGGCUCCCUGGAACAGUACGCCGUCGCCGCGAGCCCGCGAAACCCCGGAAACGACUGAAGACGGCGAACAUCGCAAGCGGCACGAGUCCUCGGCGAUCGCCGCCGCCUCGCGACCCGAGAAAGUGACGUCUUCGUCGUCGACGCCAGCUCCACCACCGCUUCUCAAGAUGAAACCCGGCGUCGUGGUCGUCAAGCCUGAACCGACAGAACCGCCCGCACCGCACCACAAGGCCAAGAAGAAUGAAGUUCGUACCAAGGCAUCAGUCUACCUUUGAUAGUUAGAGAGCACUGGUAAACAAGAGAGCUGUUAGAGAAAGAAACUACGUUCACACUCUCAUUUUUGAACGCUCUCUAACUUUCGAAGCUGUACUAAACGGAAAAAAUGGUGUAGAAACAGCGAAAAUUUUAAGCUUCAGGGGAAGCUUCGAGCUAAAAACCUUGUGAAUUUCCAGCUGGAAUUUUGAGAGUAUAAAAGUUUAGAAUAUAGACAAAAAUGGGUAUUACAGUGAAAAAGCGUAAUCGAGUUGGAGACCUUCAAAAAAAACUGAUCUUAUAUACUGAUUUUAAUUUUUGAAGGCUUGGACUGAGGGUUUUGAAAACGGCCAUGUAUGGGUUUACAAGAAGGAAUUUUCAACGAUUCCAUCGAAACUGGACUUUUUUUUAAAAUAGGAUUGCUUUUGGAAGCGAACUCGAUGCCGUGUUCAAAGUAAUUUCCGCGAAAUGCAAAAUUAUCUCUGACUCUCCAAAAUUUAGUUAUUUUUUUCUUUCUCUGACGGCUGUUUUCGUUUGUCAUUUUGAACACAACAUGAACUAACUGGAAAUGGAACUGAAAAUGAAAUGAAUGAUUUUUUUUUUUCAAUGAGCAACCUUGCUUCACGACACAAUUUUCGCCAGUAAACGUUUUGAUUGGUCCCAAUUUGACCGUUUGUAUCACAAAAUUCGAUUCAAAAGGAACUUUCAACCUUUUUCUAACCAUAAAGCUUUAUAGCGCGAAAUUUGAACCAAGUUUUUAUUUUCUCCAUAGAGCAACCUUGCUUCACGACGCAAUUUUCGUCAGUAUCUAUUUUUUUUCUUAACGGGAAGGCAUUUUGAAUGGCAAAAAUGGAUACAAAAGUGAAUUUACAACCUUCUUCUCACCAUAAAACUUUAUAGCGCGAAAGUUUUGUAAGCAAAGUUGAACUAACUGAAAAUGGAACUGAAAAUGGAGUGAAAGGCAGUAUUUGUCUAUUGACAGAUUGCGCGGUUGCUCGACGACCUGACCGAGAGUUCUUGGAUGAACCAUGUGCGACGAAUCACAGCUGAGUGGGAACGCCGAGAAUCGAUAGAGAACCUCAAGACGAAGGUCAGCCCCCUCCUUCCCCCUCCCCCACUCCCCCCAACGACUUCUUCUCCGUCUUCAUCUUCAUUUUUUUGCGUCCUUGGCCUUCUUGACCGUUCCCUCAGUUCAAUUACCUUCUCUUAUUUUAAUCUUUCUUGAUUUUUUUUUUCUUGGUUUUCAAAGUGAUUCCGCGAAAUAAAAAUAGCCGUCAGAGAAAGAAAAAUAUAACUGAUUUUUGGAGAGUCAGAGAUAAUUUUUAUUUUCGCGGUUGUUACUUUGAGCACGGCUAGAGACAAUUUUUCAUUGCGAAUCAACUUUUUUUACUUUUUCGAAAAAAAGAAAAAGACUUUUUUUGGAAUAUACUACCUUUUUUUGAUUUAAAUUUUUAUAAUUUCUAGGAUUUUGCCUAUCCAAAAAAAUGGUUGAAAAAAACGGCUUCACAUUUUUUUGUAGAAUUUUUAACAAGUAGCCUCAAACAAAAUUCAUUUUUUUCCGCAUUUUUCCAGAUUAUUCUUGUUGAUUUAUAUGGGAUACACAUAUGAGUGGGCUAAGCUGUCACAAAAACGAAGCCACGCCCCUUUUCAUAAGCUUUUCAUCAAUUUUUCAAAACAUCCUAUAAUCAUUUCCGCUCAGAUUUUCGCUAUAUUUAUAGUGUUUCUUUUUUUCUUUGAUUUCUCGUCGUCAAGCGUGACAUGAAUCAUUGGAAAACCACCAAUUUUCGUCCCUCGUAAGCAUUUUGAUUGAGUGCUACCGUUUUUUGAAAAAUGAGCUUUAUACGAUUUUUCCUUUCAAGGGAGUUGUGUUCGAAAAUUUAACAAUAUGGCUUUGGGACGCAAUUUUUUGAGCAUUUCUUGUUGAAAAACGAUAUUUUCCUCAAUUUCUAGAUGAAAAUAUAGAGAGAGGGGGUCAUAAGUUCAUAAAAUAUAGGUGAACCAUGAAAAAAAUUGCGUUUUUGAGUUAUUUUUUUGCUGUAUUUUUCUUGCAAGAAUUUUAUUGAAGUGGUAAUUUUCUAACCUUUCAGUUCAUUUUCAGUUUUCGUUUCUAUAAAAGUUCUAGGCUUUCUGAAGAUUUUAUAGCGCUUUUUUUUUAAACUCUUGAAAGUAUUUUUUACAGUCGUUUGGCUUUUUGAGCUUCUGUGGGAUUUAAAAAACAGUUUUUUACGCUUUCUAUCCUUUUUCGAUUUGAUCUGCUUGAUUUUUGUAGUUAGAAAGAGUUGCGAAAAAGACACAUACAUCGGCUGGAUCCCACAAAGCCUUUUGCGCGCGAAAAAAAAAUUUGAAAAUUUACGGAAAUAGGCCGCACCCCGGGGUGGGACCCAGCCGACGUAUGAAAAGACAUAUUUUAUCCAAACCCCUCAUUGAUACUUUUGUUCACUUUCUAUCGAUUAAAUAAUACGGAACAAUUUUUUCAGGAAGAAAUGGAACUGAUGCGUAAGGUGUCAGAGUUGGUCGCUCCCCUCCCGCCUUUGAAGAAAAGGAAGAUGCGACAGCUGAGCGACGAGUCGAGCGCGAGCAGCGACUCCGACGACGACGACGUCGCCAGACCGGCCGACGCGCCUUCCUCGUCGGCCAGGCCUACGUCGCCGCCGAAACACACCGCGACUGCGGCCGCCAAACGCGAUGUCGUCGGAAAGGUGACUUUUUUGAGGCUACCUUCAUUGAUGAAGUGGGAAAGGGUGGAGCAUUUAUUGUCAGAAAAAAGCAAAUAAUUAUGGUUUAGAUAGGAAGGAAAUGAGCUUAGAGGUCGGACCCUUAACGUCUAUAGGGAUCAUUUGAAUUUUUAUUCUCUGGGGAGCACUACUCUGCCCGCUAAAGCAUAGACAAAGUCAGAAAAGGCUCCAUAGGAAUUUUCCUUUUUUGCUGCCUCCUCACCCUUUUUCCAGCAUUCCUUGAGCCUUUAAAAUCCCAGGAAAAAUGGAAAGGAAAGGACCUUUUCUGCUGCUUUUCUUGAGCCUCUCUCUUUUUUCAUCCACCAUUUCGACUCUGCCCGAGCCUUCGAGUUAGAGAGCUUUCAAAAAUGAGAGUGCAGCCUUUUUUUCUCUCUACAAGCCCUCUUGUUUACCAGUGCUCUCUCUUUCGAAGAUCCUUUUACUCACUUUUUGAAAUUUUUGAACAGAGAACAAAGUUUUAUGGACCUUUUGUCAAAAAGUGCAUUAAUGCACGGCUCAUCGAAUUUCGGCAAUGGGAUGCGUAGGAAAGUGAGAAUAUGUGCCCCAUCGCCAAAUGUUUGGAGUUUUUUGAGGGAUGGGCUUUUUUGGAAAAUUUUGGGAUUGAUUUGAUGAUUCAUAAGAAGAAUAAGUUUUUAAAAAUUUUCGGAUUUUUUCGGCCAUGUUGGAUUUCAUCGAGAAGAGGUUGAGAUAAAACUAUUUUUGAACCUAAAAUCUCACUUAAAGAACACUUUUUUGACUUUUUACGACAUGUUACUCUACUCCUUGGAAACAGAAAAAGUUUGUCACUUUUUGAAAAGUUAUUGAUCGACUUAUCCGCAAUUUGUCGCACUUUAAAGGUUUAUAAGUGCAAAUUUAAGAGUUGAAAAAUUGUAAAAAAAAAAAGUACCCAAAAAGCUCUCAAUUUCAAAUACUUCUGAGCUUUUCUCUGUUUGAGCGAAAAGUUCGAGCUCUGUCUUUGAAGAAGGUUUUUUUCAGAAUCUGAAAAAUCGAGCUAGAAAAUCAAUUUUUAAGACGGUAACAAUUUUUAGAAGCGCAAAGCGCGUGCAUCAUCCAGCGACGAAGAGGCGGAUUCUGAAGACGACCGGAAGAAGAAGAAGCCGAGGAAGACGAAGGCUGCAAAGGAAGACACCGGAAAGCCCGCCAAAAAAGGCCGUGGCCGAAAGAACAGUGGCUCGCCGCUGCCUCAAAGCUCCGCCGUCGGGAAGAAGAAAGCCGGACGAAAGGUGAGCCUGUGGCCGAGUGGCGUGUUCGCUCGCCUGCCAUCAAAAGAGUCAUUGGUUCAAUCCCGUUUUACAGCCGAAAAACGUGAUCGUCCAAGAGGAGCCGGUGGCGGAUCCCAAGUCAGAGUGCGGACUUUUCGCCGAGUGCACCCAUCCCGAGGCUGACGCCGUCAACUGGGUGAGAGAUUGGGACUUUUUGAAGGAUAAGAAUAACGGGAAAGUUCUCAGAAUUCCAUGAAAGAAAGGAAUCUUGCCAAAUUUCAAGGGAAUAUUCAGUCGUAGGCGUUUUCUCUAGAAAAAAAAAACUAGAUUUUUUCUUAGGAUGUUCGUCAGAAUUAUCUUUAAAUCCAUCUUAAAAAGAAGAUUCAUUUCAAAAGUCUUUCCCAUAAAAUGAAUUACUACUGACCUUAGAGGGGUCACUCAGAGAGUUAUUCGUUCCAAUUUCUGACUUUUUCGACGUUUAUCAACAUAAAACCGCCUUAGUAGCCAAUAUAAUGAGGGAUAUUCUCUCCCCCCCAAGUAGACACUUAAAAGUUGUCGAGUGGUCACUUAACGUUUAGAAGAAACCUCUAAUCGAGAAAACUUGUUGAAAAUGUUAGAAAAAAUCGUUUUUUGCGUGUUCAACUACAAUUUCAAUUUUUAGAUCAAGCUUCAUCCCUUUAUUAGGCGAAAUUUUUAUUUAUUUAGGUUUUUUUCGAUGAGCUUUGAACUGGUCUGAACACAAAAAAAUGGGAUUUUUCGAGAUAUCAUGUGCAAAUUUGAAUGCUUAAAGUUGGAAAAAUUCUUAACUAUUAUUAUUUUUUUGGUCUUUUUAGAGGUUUGAAAAAAAUCAAUUUUUUGGCCAUUAAAAGGUUUAUAAAACAUUUUUUUUUUUUCAGCCAUUGAGAAAUUUAGAAAACGAACUUUUUUGGCAUUUUGAUGUUUAGAAAGAAUUUUUACGGACUCUCAGAAAUUUUUUGAAGAUCUUAAAUUUUCAUAUUUUUGGUUUUUCAGAAUUUUGUGAUUUAAUUUUAGCGAUUCAUUCUUUCCAGAUUUGCUGCGAUAAGUGCGACCAGUGGUACCACAACAUCUGCAUUUUGGGCCGCAACGAGCCGCCGACCGACGACAAAUUCUACUGCGGCGUUUGCCAGACGAAGAAAAGCCACACGAAAAAGAGCCGCAAACGGACCAGCAGCGACUGA
This is a messenger RNA of Caenorhabditis auriculariae, 20643 nucleotides long. NCBI's taxonomy places the organism in Eukaryota, Metazoa, Nematoda, Chromadorea, Rhabditida, Rhabditidae. The record is from the annotation of a GenBank genome assembly.